Molecule: messenger RNA, 771 nt
Organism: Populus trichocarpa (black cottonwood)
Lineage: Eukaryota; Viridiplantae; Streptophyta; Magnoliopsida; Malpighiales; Salicaceae
Exons: 1
Coding region: 91-462 (123 amino acids)
Source: RefSeq, a predicted model, not a curated record
CCAAUCCCACUAUUAUAUAUAUACACCCUCUGUUCCACUGAAAUAAUCACACAAUUUGUAUCUAGUGCUUAACCUGAUCUUCAAGCAAACAUGGAGUCCAACCGCAAGCGCAAAGGGUUCACGAAGGGCAAGUUGAUGCUUUUCUAUCGUUCAUCACCGAAGCCUUCCUCAAAUGUACAGUACAGCAGCAAGGUUAAGCCAAGCCAGACAUCUCCAACAACAGCUUCAGUGGGUUAUGUUAACCAUGAUUAUAUGAUUGCUCCACAAAAGCAGAAGGUCUCAUUUAUAGUGCCUGCUGCAGACAACCAUCGUGACAAGUUAAGCCAGUUCGACAAGUUCUUCGGGGUUGUUGGUGAUGUAAGUGUGGAUACCAAGGCUACUAGUUACAUCUCUUCUGUUCAAGAACGUUUCAAGCUUGAACGAAUCAACUCGGAACGAAAGCAGCUGGAAGACAAGCUGUAGGGAUUAAUAUGCAUGGAUGGUUAACUCUGCCCGCUGGUUAGCUAGUCGUGAAUUAAUAAAACCUUGAUCGUAUAGUUUCAUUUGUGAAGAGAGGUACUGUACGUGUUGCAUUUGUUUAAACUGAAUCUUUAAUUUUUAGGAAUAGUGCAUGUCUUAAGUCAUCAAGGCUUCUCAUGUAUUACCAAUGAAGUUGUGGCCAAUCAGAAAUUUAAUUCAUCCUUUCACUCUUUAGUACUCUAUGCGUUUAUUUAGUUUGUAACUGCAGGUGCUCUAAAAUAUUUACUUAAUGGGUCAAGUUUUUUUUUAUUA